UUCCGCGAACAUAAGAUUUGUAUUUACUUCCCUUUUUAAUGUUUUUAACUGACAUUUCUUCGUCAAAUGAGGGGUGGCCAUUCAUAUUUGGUUGUUAUAGCAACCGUUUCCACGCUCGUUUGUCCUAUGUGUUGUCAAAGUUUGAGCUUGGAUGAGACUCCGACUAAGUUGAAUGGCUCUGCGGUUGAUUUCGACUCGUUCAGAGAGCAGUUUCACCGCAUGUAUGAAGUCAACAGCGAGGAAUUUAACCGUCGUCAUCUUUAUUUUCAGAAUGCUACAAAGCGGCAUGCAUACCUGAACUCAUUCUCCACAGUACCACAGUCUGCCGAGUACGGCGUCAACCAGUUCUCUGACCUCUCACAGAAGGAGUUCAGAGAGCUCUACCUGCGAGCAAACACUGACAGAGCUCUUCUCUUCUCUGGAUUGAAGACAGAGGGGCUCCCAGCCAAAUUUGACUGGAGGGACAAAGCAGUGGUGGCACCGGUCCAGAACCAACACGCAUGUGGGAGUUGUUGGGCAUUUAGCGUGGUUGGUGCCAUGCAGUCCGUCCAUGCUAUUGGUGGCUCGCAGCUGGCACAACUCAGUGUGCAGCAGGUUCUGGAUUGCUCCUUCCAAAACGAAGGCUGCAAUGGAGGCUCACCGUGCAGGGCUCUGAAUUGGUUAAAGCAAACCAGAGUGAAAUUGGUGCCUCAGUCAGAGUAUCCCUACAAGGCCAAGACAGGAAUCUGCCAUUUUUUCUCUCAGUCACACGGUGGUGUUGCUGUGAAGAACUUUACUGCACAUGACUUCAGUGGUCAAGAGGAGGCCAUGAUGGGUCAGCUGGUGGAGCGUGGUCCCUUGGCUGCUAUCGUGGAUGCUGUCAGCUGGCAGGAUUACCUGGGUGGAAUCAUCCAGCACCACUGCUCCAGCCAAUGGUCUAACCAUGCUGUCCUGGUUGUUGGAUACAACACUGCUGGGGAUAUUCCAUACUGGAUUGUGCAGAACUCCUGGGGAACCACAUGGGGGAAUGAGGGUUAUGUUUAUAUAAAAAUCGGUGGCAACGUUUGUGGUAUUGCAGAUUCUGUGGCAGCAGUUUUUCUUUGAUGAGACUGUGUGUAUAUUUGUCAUUGUAUGUGUUUGUGUGUGCGUUCACUGCUGCCAAAAUUUAAAUCAUCUGUUUGCCUUCAAGUGUCACUUUCAAUGUGUUUUAAUUGAAAUGUCACCAGUUACAUCACUAAAACAAAAUAAAUCACUUUAUAUGCUGAUAAA
Messenger RNA from Siniperca chuatsi (mandarin fish), 1248 nucleotides. RefSeq names its product cathepsin O (gene ctso). Lineage: Eukaryota; Metazoa; Chordata; Actinopteri; Centrarchiformes; Sinipercidae. Bases 67 to 1083 code for a protein of 338 amino acids. The transcript is spliced from 8 exons. Gene Ontology annotation, molecular function: cysteine-type endopeptidase activity. The record is from RefSeq and is a predicted model, not a curated record. Gene Ontology annotation, cellular component: lysosome.